AUGUGCAAUCCAUUAAUCGAAAAACGUCAAACUGUAUCAUGUUCAGUAAACUUGUUCAGCUGUACAAAUGGGGAGUGCAUUGAUGCGUCAUCAAUUUGCGAUGGAGUCGCAGAUUGUUCAGAUAAGUCAGAUGAAACCCAAAGUUUGUGUGCUCCAUUGUUUAAAACAUGCCCGGGAUCUGCGUUUCGUUGUAAUUACGGUGCAUGUGUAAGUAGAAAUGCAAAAUGUAAUGGUAGAAACGAUUGUGUCGAUGGGUCAGAUGAACAAUUACCGGAAUGUAAAAAACUAGGCCUGAGUAUUCCUUCUAGCCCUACAAGACCACAACAAACUCAAGUAGCCAGUCAGGCUAAAUGCUUACCUCGGGAAGAGUACCGCUGUACAUCUGGCCAAUGUAUAGAUAUAACAUCCAUUUGUGAUGGAAAUUCAGAUUGCAAUGACGGAUCAGACGAAAUAUCGGAAUUGUGUAAAUCAAGGGUGUGUCCAACGAGUACAUUCACGUGCAGCUAUGGUGCCUGUAUAAGUAAGCAAAGAAAAUGUGAUGGUUCGCAGCAAUGUGCCGACGGUUCCGAUGAAGCAGGUUGUGGUUCCAACGGAGACCGCAAACCUUUGACACCUGUUAACCCAACAUCACACUUCACGCACAGACCGACCACUACCUAUCAAACUAGUAGACCAACAACGCAAAGAACAACAACUCAAACCAGUAAUAUGAGGUCAUGCAUGGUUCCGUAUAUGGAGGGCACUGUAUAUUCUUUAUUCGAAACUGAAUCAGAUCAAAAUCCUUCUUUAUCACCCGGAUCAUUUGUUAACCCGAGUACCGCAGUUGAAGAGACCUGCGAAGAAGGAUAUUAUAAAACUACUUCUAAUAGAAUUAUAAUUUGUUCAGGAAAUGGAAAAUGGAAACCAAAGGCUGAUAAAUUAUGUUUGAAAAGAUGCCCAUCUGUGUUUUCGGAAAGUUUAGAUGUCGAAUGUAUUUUCAAUGGUAAAAAAGAUGAUUGUUCAAACCCAUCAAUACCGGGCACUGUAUUAACACCAAAAUGUAAAGUUACACACACUAUACCAAAUGGACAAAUAGAGACACCAAUUAAAUUACGUUGUCAACAAGAUGGAAAAUGGAGUGACCGACUUUAUACAUGUAUCCCACAUUGUGGCAGACAAUAUACUCCUAACCAAGUAUUGAUUCUUGAUGGCACUGAAGCCAAAUAUGGAUCAGCACCUUGGAAUGUUGGAGUAUAUAGAAAAUCCACUAGAAAUAAUUUUAACAUGAUAUGUGGAGGAUCACUGAUUGCUACAAAUUUAGUUGUAUCUGCUGCUCAUUGUUUUUGGCAAGAAAAGUUGACGAGUAGAAUAUUAUUAAGCGAUGGCACGUAUAAAGUUGGCGUUGGAAAGUAUAAGAGUGACAUUACAAUUAAGGACAAUGAAUUUACCCAGAUUGUCGAUGUGGGAUUGAUAUACUUGAGAGAAGGUUAUUAUGGUUCAUCCGGAUAUCAUGCUGAAGAUCUAGCUAUUAUUGUGUUAUCAAACAAAAUUACACUUAGCAAUGCAGUUUUGCCUGUUUGUGUGGACUGGUCUAAAAGAUAUUCCAUUUUAAAUGGAGCUAUUGGAAAAGUCGUUGGCUGGGGGAAAACAGAAAAAAUGGUUGAAAGUUCUAUUUUAUUGGAAGCUAAUAUACCAUACAUCGACCAUCAGACUUGUAGAAAUAUGUACCAAAACGGAUUUCAAAACUUCGUUUCUGUUGAUAAAUUCUGCGCUGGUACUAAAAGUGGACAAGGAGUUCAUCAAGGUGAUAGUGGUGCCGGAUUUACCUUUGAACAUAGCUCUUUACAUUUUUUAACUGGAAUUUAUGAACGAGAAAACUUUAGGAAACGGUACGUGCUGGUGAAGAAAACUCUAGCCGAGUUGUGCAUCGAAGAAUACGACGACAAUCUCUUUUUCUUUUCUUUGUUGUUGAUCGUAACCGUCGUCUUUACGUUUGGCAUGGCGUGCUUGGCGCUGGUACUCUGCCUGUUGUGCGCAGGACUCGCGAUGACUGCGUUCAUCGCUAACAUCGUGAGGAGUCCUGCAGUGCAACAGGCAUGGAGAAACCGUUUUCCGGGAGCCGCUGGAGAGAAGGUGUCGCGUUGCGUGUCCGUCGCGUCGGACUGCGCGAUACUGGCGACUGCGACAUUAGCGUUCGGGAUUUGGUUUGUCGUCCAGUCCGUCGGCACCGUCAUGUUCCUGGCGGUGGAGUUUCUCGGGCCCUCCAGCCGUCAGGAACAGCUGCAGACGCCGCCGUUGCCUGAAGCCGGAAGUCCGAUGGACGACACUCCUUUAUGCAGCGUCGAGGAGACGUCAACCGCGCGGACCGACACCACGUAA
Messenger RNA from Macrosiphum euphorbiae (potato aphid), 2358 nucleotides. NCBI's taxonomy places the organism in Eukaryota, Metazoa, Arthropoda, Insecta, Hemiptera, Aphididae. The record is from the annotation of a GenBank genome assembly.